AUGUAUAAAAUGGAAUAUUCUUACCUCAAUUCCUCUGCCUACGAGUCCUGUAUGGCUGGGAUGGACACUUCGAGCCUGGCUUCAGCUUAUGCUGACUUCAGUUCCUGCAGCCAAGCCAGUGGCUUUCAAUAUAACCCUAUAAGGACCACUUUUGGGGCCACCUCUGGCUGCCCAUCCCUCACUCCAGGAUCCUGCAGUCUCGGCUCUCUUAGGGACCACCAGAGCAGUCCAUACGCAGCAGUUCCUUACAAACUCUUCACCGACCACGGGGGUUUAAACGAGAAGAGGAAACAGAGGCGGAUCAGAACUACGUUCACCAGCGCCCAGCUCAAGGAGUUGGAGAGGGUGUUCGCAGAGACUCAUUAUCCUGAUAUAUACACCCGGGAGGAGCUGGCACUCAAGAUAGACCUCACCGAGGCGAGAGUGCAGGUCUGGUUCCAGAACCGCCGCGCCAAAUUCCGCAAGCAGGAGAGGGCGGCGGCGGCGGCGGCGGCGGCCGCCAAGAACGGGGCGGCCGGCAAGAAGUCCGACGCCUCCCGGGACGACGAGAGCAAGGAGGCCAAGAGCACCGACCCCGACAGCACCGGCGGCCCCGGCCCCAACCCCAACCCCGCUCCCAGCUGCGGCGGAGGCGGUGGCGGCGGACCCAGCCCCGCCGCCGGGCAGGGAGCGGCAGGGCCCGGCGGACCGGGGGGCGAGCCGGGCAAGGGAGCGGCGGGGCCCGGCGGGCUGGCGGCGGCGGGGCCGGGGCAGGGCUGGGCGCCGGGGCCCGGGCCCAUCACCUCCAUCCCCGACUCGUUAGGCGGCCCCUUCGCCAGCGUCCUCUCCUCGCUGCAGCGGCCCGGAGGCACCAAAGGCAGCCUCGUCAAGAGCGGCAUGUUCUGA
Lonchura striata (white-rumped munia) is the source of this 885-nucleotide messenger RNA. RefSeq names its product paired like homeobox 2B (gene PHOX2B). The record is from RefSeq and is a predicted model, not a curated record. Lineage: Eukaryota; Metazoa; Chordata; Aves; Passeriformes; Estrildidae. Gene Ontology annotation, biological process: enteric nervous system development; regulation of transcription by RNA polymerase II. Gene Ontology annotation, molecular function: DNA-binding transcription factor activity, RNA polymerase II-specific; RNA polymerase II transcription regulatory region sequence-specific DNA binding.